This is a messenger RNA of Amphiprion ocellaris (clown anemonefish), 4206 nucleotides long. RefSeq names its product shisa like 1b (gene shisal1b). The transcript has 5 exons. NCBI's taxonomy places the organism in Eukaryota, Metazoa, Chordata, Actinopteri, Pomacentridae. The coding region runs from base 360 to 956 and encodes 198 amino acids. The record is from RefSeq and is a predicted model, not a curated record.
AGAGUGUGUUUCUUUUCUUCUCUGGUGUGUUUUCUUUCUCCUCCGCCUGACUUCCCUCAUGAGCUGUUAAUUCCAGCCCCAGUCCCAAGGAUGAGGAGGAUCUAUUUGUGAGGAAGACACAACAAAGGAAGAGGGAACAAGGAGCAACAGGGUGGUAAAUUCUGCGAGAGGGAGUGAGCGAGAAGAUCUUUUCUUUUCCUCCAGGCUCAAGCAAGGAGUCCUGACUCUCAGCAGCAGCCAUGUGAGAGGAGCCGUCAGCGAGCAGAGGAUGCCCACGUCCAGCUAAAGCAGAACAGCCCUCCCCCUCUCUCCUCCCUCCCCUCCUGCUCCCUCCCUCCUUCCCACAUGAGGACAAGAAGAUGACUAUCACCAGUCGGCAGUCCUUCAAUGUCCUGACGGUCAUCUUCCUCCUGCUGUCCACUGCAGCCCGCUCAGCUCAUUACCGAGUGUGUGAACCCUACUCUGACCACAAAGGGCGGUACCACUUUGGCUUUCACUGCCCACGCCUCUCCGACAACAAGACCUACAUGUUCUGCUGUCACCACAACAACACCGCCUUCAAGUACUGCUGCAACGAGACCGAGUUCCAGAUGGUCAUGCAGAUCAACCUCACCACCACCUCAGACGGUUAUGCACACAAUAAUUAUACGGCCCUAGUCGGGGUAUGGAUCUAUGGCUUCUUCGUCAUGGUGCUGCUGGCCCUGGACUUCCUCUACUACUCAGCCAUAAAUUAUGAGCUGUGCCGGAUCUACCUGGAGAAAUGGGGCUUGGGAGGACGCUGGCUGAAGAAGGCUCGGAGUCAGUGGCACAGGUCCAUGCCAGAGGAGAGCGAGGCCCAGGCCCAGGCCCAGGCCCAGGCCCAGCCCAUGGUUCCCAGCCACUACCAGCCCCGACACAGCCUCCGAGGGGAGAGCCACAGCCCCACACUCCUGCCCUACAACACCUCCACCGCAUGAAUGAUGCUGUGAGUGGACCAACAGAAGAGUAGCAACACCUGGUUUCCUUACAUGGUACAGAGGAGAUGUCCCACAGUCGCCCUUCUCUGGACCACAGACACAACACCGCUGGUGGGUUAGCCAUACUGUAGUAGUUAGAAGUGACUACUGCCCCUUUCUAAUGAGCACAAAACACCCCUGGACUGACAGAAGCAAGCCUAUAUGGCAAUUAGAAACAGCUGAACAAAGGCUGCGAGGACACAAAGAGGAUUGCACUGCUGCCGCCACAGCAGAGGAGAGACAGAUAAAUUCAACUGCUCACAGGGUUUAGUGAUCCCAUGAAACGGCUGUUCAGGCCUGGUGUAUCCCACAAUAAUCUCAGAUGAACUGGAUAAACUGUACUCGCAAGUGAGAAGGCUUGCGUGUUUAAAAUGAAAAAAAAAGGCAAAAAAAAAAAGCUCAUCUUUCUAGAUAUAAAAUGUUUAUUACACUGCUGUGUCACUUUGUGUUCAGUAGCAGUUAGACACAGUUGUGGGUUAUCUAUUUGGUGAUUUAUUUAUGUGAACUAGUCAGAGAAAUAUAUGAGUGGCUAACUUUCUGAACAUGUAACGGCUUAGGUUGAUGCUGAGCAUCUCACUUAGAGUAGAAUGUUUUUGUUACCUGCUGAAACCAGACAAAAAGGUCUGUGCAGCCAUGUUGGAAAACAGUAUCUUGUAUGAAAUGUUUUAGGAUCUCCUUCGGCGAAACAAGUGAUUUCUCUAUAUUGUGUCUGACGAGGACAUACAGUGUCACUGCUGUAGGUCGAAAGGUUUGACAUGAGGUCAUCAAGAUUUCUCUCUCUUCACCCAAAACAUUGAUGAGGAUCAAGGAUACCUUCACAAGUUAACAUAAACUUACGAACCCUUCUGAUAUCCAGACUUAUACAGUUAGUUCAUGACAGUUUCCUCCGUAUUUCCAGCGGCUCCUCUGAAUUUCCUCAGUAAUGGAGCUGCCUGAAUCAGCUUAAUUAGCAACAUGAUGCUAGUUCUUUAUAAGUUCUAUAUCCCACAUUGGUAAUAGACAAUUGUAAGCGAUUAGCCAUAAUAGAAAAUGAAAAAAAAAUAAAUCCAUUAACCCCCCUCACUGUCAGCAAUAAUGUACAGUAGCUAAAUCAGAGGGAUGACAUGGUACUGUAUGUAGAAGUCAGAGGGGACGGCCAGAUGAGCAGUGUGUAAUCACUGAGGUGUAUCGUGGACGUUUCGGCUCAGUUUGCAGUUAAUAAGAAGGUGAAGUCAAUGAAAAGGACAUUUCUGGAUGAUGAACUCAUCUCAAAAAGACCUCCAAAGAUUUCUGUGUCAGCUUUGUAAGAGAAAAAGGGUUCAAUAAUGAUCAGUGUGUGAAGGAGAGUUCUUAGUUUAUGGCUGCAGCUAAUCAUUACUUCCACUCUCAGUUGGGUGAAUGCUGCCCAUUAUAAUUUCCAGCAGCCCAAGGUCAUGUGUUUGAAUGUUGUUUUAUUUAACCAACAGCCCAAAAAUUGAGAUUUUGUAAGCAGUGAUUAUGUGGCAUUUUGGUUUAACAACAAACUGAAACAGCGAAUAAAUUAUGAAAAUGAAAUGAUCUCGUGCCACAACUAAAGAUUCAUUUCAUUAUUUAGUUAUUUACUCAGUAAAUUGUUGAAAAAUACCUCCAGUAGUUUGACGUUGUUGUUGUCUUUUGUAUUUAAACCAACAAUCCUCAUUCAGAUAUUUAAAGAAACUAUCACUUGGACAAAGAAAAGCAGCAAAUCAUCACAUCAGAGGAGCUGAAACUAUAGACCAGUUUGGCAUUUUUGCUUGAUAAACGAAUGAACAAUCCAUCUAUUGGAAUAGCUGCAGAGUUGUUAUCAGUCUACUAAUACAUAAACAGUUUCAGCUCUACAAUGAAGGAAAGUGUUUACCCUCACAGCUGAAUUAGCUUCUGACUUAUGUUGUCAGUAGUCCAUAAAUUGCUGUUGUUUCUUUUUGGGGAAAAGCAGCUGUCAGUUGCAGCUUUUACAUGAGCGAGGAGGUGUGAGUUACAGCAGGAGGAGGGAGCCCCAGUCCUCCACCUGCAGCUGGUAACCUGACAGCUGUUGAUCCUGCACGUUCACAGGAUCCCUAGUCGGAUGAAAAGCUAACGGGAGGCAGCCGUGGAACUUGAAUCUUGCCUUCAUCUUUCACUUCUCUGCUUCAUGAAGUUUAAGUGGAACCUAACGGAGCUGCAUUCGAGUGCUGUGAAGGGGCCUGCCAGCGUCGUCCCCAGUUAUCAGCAAUAAUAUUCAAAUUUACUGAGUUGUUAGCGCAAGUUAAUUCCCAUUUCAAUAGCUAAAGUUUAAUUGCGUGUGCGCUCCAGCAGACUUGUGCCAUCGCUUUCAGGGGCAGAGAAACGGGAUGUGUCCAAGUGAAAUAAUUGGCCCAGAGAUCAGCAGUGGUUCAGAAUUACUGUCUCUCUAUCUCUCUCUCUCUCUCCCGGCUAGCUGCCUCCCUAUUCCCACAGUGUGAACAGCAGCAGCAAACAGGAGGAGAGAUUUUUAACAGGUGCAGCAGGACAAAGGACAUUUAAUUAGUCCUCAAUGCUGGAUAAGUGGGGAAAAAUCUGAUGCAUUAAAGAAUAUGUUGCCUUCCAGGGCUCCGUGUUGUGUGUUUUGACCUGUAAUAAGGCAAAAGAGGUUUGUUCUUAUCACCAAUAAUGUAUUACAGUAGUCACACCCAGGGAAUUCUAAAAGCUUCAGUUUGCCUUUCAUGAGUAGUAGCAGGGUCAGCUAUGGAUUCCCUCGUGGACAAAUGAGGAGUCUUUCCCCUGUUUUGUUCUGUUAUUUUUUAUUUUUUUUAAUGUUACAACUUGGUUUUGUGAUGUUUUCUGUUUUGUUGAAAACAGUCGACUCUGGCCUGAUGUGAUGUGGUACUGUAAAUCGUAUCAGCUCAACCCUCUUCCCAUAUUACAAAAAAUGUUAAAAAAAAUAAAAAAUAAAAAAAAUAAAAUAACAGGAGGAUGGGAAGAAGGAAGCACACAUCUGUUUCAGUCUCUCCAGGUUGUCAUGGUAACAGUUGCCUUACAGUUGAAUACCCACCUGUACACAGAAGCUUUGUAGUGGUUGAUACCUCACUUUUUGGGUGUGGUGGUGAUGAUGAUAAUGUGCACCACGUUCUGUCUAUGUAUUUCCUACUAGAUAGAAUGUUCAGUACCGUUUUCAGUUGGAUUGUUCUUGCACUUGUUGACUUUGUAUUGUCACGACAGGGAGAAAUAAAGUUUUAUCUUUUCCAGUGUGUUUAAA